Molecule: messenger RNA, 971 nt
Organism: Synchiropus splendidus (mandarinfish)
Lineage: Eukaryota; Metazoa; Chordata; Actinopteri; Syngnathiformes; Callionymidae
Product: UPF0193 protein EVG1-like
Exons: 7
Coding region: 264-854 (196 amino acids)
Source: RefSeq, a predicted model, not a curated record
AAUUGAGCAUUUGUCCAGUUGCUAUCGUAUAAUUCAUCUUUGUAAGUUCAUAUGUUCAGUUAGUUUUUUGCCUUUUCUGGUUUUAAGCCAAGGGCCUCUUGUUGUUUUAACUUCCGUUGGCGCUUUAAUUUGUAAAACACGUGUUUUUUGCCUCCCACUGUUGACGCCUUGUUGCUUAGCAACGGCCGCGGUCUCCCCACGGAACACCAGGAUUCGUAGAUGCGUUUUAGGUGUGGAAUUCUGUUGACUCGACGACAGUAAAAAUGGAAAAUGGUAUUGGAGUGAGAAACCAUGCUAAACCGGUACCAUACAGCAAAGUAACCCAGGACAUGAUGAAAUCAAUGAUGGAGAACUCAGGACUCAACAGUGUCCAGAGACGACAGAUCACUGAAUGCUUGAAACAUGGAGGACCGUUACCACUCAACCCAAAGCCACUGCCAUCUGCGCUACCGCAAUCCAAACCCACCAGAAGUGUUGGGUGUAGACUGCCUGCAAAGCCCUUGAGAAGAAGCGCUGAGUCAUGCCGUUCUGGUGACAGUUACAUCAGAGAGAAGUUUCAACCUGGUCCAACAAGGGAUUUGGAGAAAGAGAAGCUUCGGCUUCAAAACCUGUUAGCAACGGGCAAAGAAGAUGUUUCCAUUCAAGACGUCGCUCCAUGUGUGAGAAGUGAGGCGCAGGAGGACUUGGAUCCCACUCAGGAAGUGCUGGAUCAAAUAGAGGAGAGGCGAGAGUUUCUGGCAGACAUGGCUGCUCUGGGACAGGAGAAGCAGUACAUCCACAUCAUUAACACAGAGAUAUCACAGAAAAUGGGCGAGUUAGAGAUUUUGGAAAGAAGGCUGCAGGCGAGGAAGUGAAAGAGCAGAGGAGAUGUGAUGACUGAGUAGUUGAGUGUAACCUAUUGUGUUAGAAUCAUCAGUGCAAUUGCAAAGUUCCUGGAGACAUUGAGAUGUUGUAAACUCCAAUAAAUUACU